This is a messenger RNA of Exophiala spinifera, 2298 nucleotides long. RefSeq lists its product as uncharacterized. Bases 1 to 2298 code for a protein of 765 amino acids. Gene Ontology annotation, molecular function: steryl-beta-glucosidase activity. Lineage: Eukaryota; Fungi; Ascomycota; Eurotiomycetes; Chaetothyriales; Herpotrichiellaceae. The record is from RefSeq and is a predicted model, not a curated record. Gene Ontology annotation, biological process: carbohydrate metabolic process; ergosteryl 3-beta-D-glucoside catabolic process. The transcript is spliced from 2 exons.
AUGGCUACCCAAGGCCUCAGAAUUGAUGGGAUCAGGCUCAGGGACCUCGAGAAUCGCGAAGUCACCUUUCGAGGUAUCAAUGUCGCAGGAGACAGCAAAUUCCCUCGGCAUCCAGACCAGCCAUCUCACGAACCCGAUCGAUUCUUCGAUGCCGACAAUGUCUCUUUUGUUGGUCGGCCGUUCACGGAAGAGGAGGCCCAUGUGCAUUUCGCGCGUCUGAAGAGAUGGGGCUACAAUGCCAUUCGAUACAUAUUCACCUGGGAGGCCUUGGAGCAUGCUGGGCCUGGGAAAUACGACGAGGACUUCAUUGAUCACACAAUCAAGAUCUUGCGCAUCGCCAGAGACUAUGACUUCUAUGUGUUUAUGGAUCCCCAUCAGGACGUCUGGUCAAGAUUCACCGGAGGCUCUGGGGCUCCUCUAUGGACCUUACAUGCUUGCGGUUUAGACCCUGAGACAUUUACUUCGAACCAAGCUGCUCUUGUCCACAACACCUGGUCUGAUCCUGCGAAGUUUCCGAAGAUGCUGUGGCCUACCAACUAUACGCGACUGGCUACUCAGGUCACAUUUACGCUUUUCUUUGCGGGUCGAGACUUUGCCCCCAACGCCAUAAUAGACGGAAAGAAUAUCCAAGACUAUUUGACCGAUCACUUCAUAGCCGCUUGUGCGCAUCUUGCUCAAAGGAUUCACGAUGCUGGUGGGCUAGAGGACGAUUGCAUCAUUGGAUGGGAAUCCAUGAACGAGCCUCAUCGAGGUCUUGUCGGUUGGGAAGACUUGGAUGCCCUUCCGGAAGACUUGAAGAUGAGGAAGGGUACCUGCCCCACGCCAUGGCAGGCGAUGCUUACAGGGGCUGGACGUGCAGUGGAAGUCGAUGUCUAUGACUUCAACACAUUCGGGCCCUACAAGAGUGGUAGAGAACUGGUCGACCCGGAAGGCGUAUCGGCUUGGCUACGACCGGAUUGGGAUGAUACGAGGUACGGUUGGAAGCGUGAUCCAGGUUGGAAGUUGGGCGAAUGUUUAUGGGCCCAGCAGGGCGUUUGGGAUCCAGACAACGACCAACUAUUGAAGAAGGACUACUUUGCAACCAUCCCAAAGUCUGGUAUCAAGCUAGACUACGAAAAGUUCACCAACUUGUACUACAUGGAUCAUUUUCGCAAGUAUCGAGAUGCUCUCCGAGCCAUCCACAAAGACUGCAUCAUCCUGAUGCAGUCGGCUGUUCUCGAGAUACCACCACUUAUCAAAGACACUCCUGAUGAUGAGCAGCGACUGAUAUUUGCUUCUCACUACUAUGAUGGACUUACACUGAUCCAGAAGCAUUGGAACAAAUUUUACAACGUUGACGUCUUUGGCUUACUACGGCAUAAAUAUUCAAACCCUGCAUUCGCGGUCAGACUAGGGCAAACAGCCAUCCGCAACUGCUUGCGAGAUCAGCUUAAAGCGAUUCGUGAGGAGGGUAUCGAACACCUCGGAGAGCACCCUACACUAUUCACCGAGAUCGGCAUUCCAUUUGAUUUGGACGACAAGUACGCGUACAAGACUGGCGACUACUCCAGUCAAAUCUCGUCUCUAGACGCAAACCACUAUGCUCUUGAAGGGUCUGGGGCUCAGGGAUACACUCUGUGGACAUAUGUUGGACAGAACAACCAUCAAUGGGGUGACAUGUGGAAUGGCGAGGAUCUUUCAAUCGUCUCGGUUGACGACCCGCUCUUACCAAAUAGUUCUUCAAUAUCUCGGUUGCCAACUGCCAAUCCCUCCACCAGCUCGUUGGGCCGAAAAUCUGCUUCAUACUCUGGCGAAACGCUGUCCGAAUCCACUACCAUCAAUCCUGCGAAUUUAAGAGAUGCGCUCAAACUUCCAGAAAUCACGCAGAAACCGGCGUCCACAUCAGCCGACAAUGCCGGUCUGCGGGCAGCAGAAGCCUACGUUCGCCCAUCACCCAUUGCAACCGUUGGCGAUGUGGUGAAGUACGGAUUCGACUUGAACAGCGUGACCUUUACGUUCAGCUUGGUAGCUAGUCAGGCCACAAAAGAGGAAUACCCUACGGAGAUCUUCCUCCCCGAGUUCCAUUUCCCCCCAGGGAAGACCAGCGUCGAAGUCAGCGGGGGCAGAUGGAGGAUAGAUGUCCUCGACGUGGACGGUGAGGGCAUGCAAAUUAUGAAUUGGUGGCACGGCGCCGGCGAGCAGAGUAUGACUGUCAAGGGUGUCAAGAGAAAGCCCGGAGCGUUGGGAGAAGAAGCAGACGCCGAGGCUGGGUAUUUGGAUACCCUGAAGUCCUCGUUGGAAAGCUGUACUGUGAUGUGA